AAAGAUGGAUGAAACAAACAGUUUUAUGCAUGAAUACAUAUUAAUGGCAGAACUCCCACAGCCAUAUCAUGAUAUACGGGCGUUAUAUUUGGAUGCCAAUAUUAUGAAAGGUCUGUCAGUAGAUCUGAUGAAAUAUGAAGAGUUACGCCUGAUGACUUUCCAGGGAUUUCCAAGAGAAAAUAAGCCCGACAUUGUAAGCAUCGCAGUAGCUGGGUUCUACUACGGCUCAGAUGGCGAUGCAGUGACUUGCUAUUGUUGCGGUUUAACACUAAGAGAACUGACAGCACAACACAAUCCUAUGGAGAUUCAUAGUGAAAUGUCUGAACACUGUAGGUUCAUUAGUCAUAAUCAAAACGUGAAUAAAAGUUAUUUCAAACGAACUCGUUGUGAAGAAGUAAUACUUCAAACAGUUCCUUCUUGCGACAAAAAAGAACACCAGACACCAUUUAAGGAUGUGAAAGAUAUAGACGAAUGUACAGUAUACCAAGAAAUGGGAUAUCUGGAACAUCUAGAAAGAAAUCAGAUAGCUGUUUCUGCUGUGCAGCAAGGAGUGAAAGUUAAGGCAAUGUGUAACGACCUUGACACAAAGCGAGCAGACGAAUAUCUGGAGAAUAACUCAAAGAAAUGUUGUAUAGCACAGUUGGAAGAAACAAUUCAAGAACAGGGGACAGCUCGUUCCAAUAAACUAUCAAAUUCUCAACAAUUUAUUGAUUUGGGUAUCAGCCUGCGUAAACCUGUGUUAGGGACUGCUACAAUUCCAUAUUGCCCAAUAUACCUGAAAGAAAAACACAAGCAGAAGCCAUCGAUACAGAAUGAAGAAAAUUUCAUUAGUUUGCAUGAAAUACCAUGUAGUGUAAGCUUGAAUGUGCCAUCCCGCCUGGUAAAAAUAGUUACACAGAUAGGAAGAGGGACGUUUGGUAGAUGCUAUAAAGGCAUAAAUGCAGAGUCUGGUGCGAUGCUAGCAAUAAAAGAAGUACCAUCAACAUAUUACAUGCAUCUAUUGUAGGGUGCCUACAAUGGGCUUUCAAAUUCAAUGUUGCCAACAAUGUUAUUGAUGGACCUUUUGCAUUUUGUUUUGUCAUAUAAAUGUACGAAAGUGAAUUCGUUUAGUAAGGCAAGGGGGACUACGUGGUCGAGUGGUAAAGGUCGUUGGCUUCAAUCACUUGCCCCUCACCGAUGUUGAUUCGAGCCUCACUCGGGGCGUUGAAUUCUUCUUUAGAGGAAGUUAUCCAGCUGGCUUGCGGAAGGUCGAUGGUUUUACCCAGGUGUCCGCUCGUGACGGAAUUAUGCCAGAAGGGACACCCGGGGUCUUCCUUAACCAUCAAAGCUGGAAAAUCGCCAUAUGACCUAUAAAUGUGUCGGUGCGUCGUUUAACCCAACAAAAACAAACACAAUUUGUAAGACAAUCCGGUCAAUUUCUCGCCAUGUGCUAUUUAAAUUUUGGAAAGUCACAGUUAGCAAAGCAUUAUUUCAGUGAAAUUAGUUUUUGGUUCCCACAUAAGGCACAUAUUUAUGGUUUACGUAACAUCUGCGAUUACUUCAUUUUCACAUUAUAUCUACAACAAUUGUCAGCAAAUGAAAAGAUUGUUUAGAAGCAUUUAUCUAAAUAUACAUAUUAAUCUAUAUUAAAUAUCAGUCAUUUAUAAGAUACGAUCAUGUUAAACAUAACCAUCGAAUUCAUUUUUAGAUUUCUAGAAAUCCUUAACAAAGUUAGCUAUCUAGUACAAAAUUCAUACCCUU
Molecule: messenger RNA, 1740 nt
Organism: Mercenaria mercenaria
Lineage: Eukaryota; Metazoa; Mollusca; Bivalvia; Venerida; Veneridae
Product: baculoviral IAP repeat-containing protein 1b-like
Exons: 3
Coding region: 5-1006 (333 amino acids)
Molecular function (GO): ATP binding
Source: RefSeq, a predicted model, not a curated record